ACACGAAGUGUACGGUGCCGACAUCCCCGACGAAGCUGACAUGGACGCCGACGCCGACCUUCAGGAACACGAUGACGACCAUGACAACAACCACCAUGCCUCCUCUCACGCUAACAAGCAGGACUUGGAGGACAUGAAGAAGAGGCUGAAGGAGAUUGAGGAAGAAGCUAGCGCCCUACGUGAAAUGCAGGCCAAGGUCGAGAAAGAGAUGGGCGCUGUUCAAGAUUCAACUGGAUCUUCUGCAAGUCAAGCUGAAAAGGAGGAAGUGGAUUCUCGAUCAAUCUAUGUUGGUAAUGUUGACUAUGCAUGCACACCUGAAGAAGUUCAACAGCAUUUUCAGUCGUGUGGAACUGUGAACAGAGUUACAAUAUUGACAGACAAAUUUGGGCAGCCAAAAGGAUUUGCUUAUGUAGAGUUCGUUGAGAUAGAUGCUGUUCAGAAUGCUCUCCUGUUAAAUGAAUCAGAAUUGCAUGGUCGACAACUGAAGGUGUCUGCUAAGCGUACAAAUGUUCCUGGGAUGAAACAGUAUUUUGGAAGACGACCUGGGGGUUUCCGAUCCAGGAGGCCUUUCAUGCCUGCUCCAUUCUAUCCACCAUAUGGUUAUGGAAGGGUCCCAAGGUUUAGAAGACCUACUCGAUACAGGCCAUACUAGUGCUCAAUUUCAGAGAUUAACGGAUUAUCAUCACCGUGUUUACGAUAAAGGAGGACAAGGCGUUAUUGAUUUACCAUUGUAAUAAUUUUCGUUGGUGGGAGCAAGGACAUGAUGAAUCUUUGAUUUACACACACCAGACAAAAUUAAAUGCCCUUUGCUCCGUUAGAUGUAUGAUAUGAUCAAAUGUUUAGGUUGGUCGCAUCAUUACUGUUUUACUAAGCUUUGUAUGUUCCUAUUACAGAGGGUUGUGAAAGUUUACGUUAUACACACACUAACGGUGUAGGCAACUAUGUAGGCGAAUUUCGGAGUAGUGUUUUAUUAUUGUGACCUUUUAAGUUAUUAAAUUAAACGAUACUGUUCAAUGUUU
Molecule: messenger RNA, 1019 nt
Organism: Arachis duranensis
Lineage: Eukaryota; Viridiplantae; Streptophyta; Magnoliopsida; Fabales; Fabaceae
Product: polyadenylate-binding protein 1
Exons: 6
Coding region: 41-652 (203 amino acids)
Molecular function (GO): RNA binding
Source: RefSeq, a predicted model, not a curated record